UUAAUUUGACAGUUGUUUGUUGUUGUUAUUUUCAGAUUCUAAAUAUUUGUAAUUUUUUUAGUCAAUUAUCCGAACAAUUUAUUUAUUUUGGACAGAAAUUGUACUGACACAAAUAUCUCUCACUCUCUUUAGUAUUUGAGAUUUGUGUUUGUAUUGAAGCAAAACAGAAUCUGCUCUUUUUGGAUAUUUUUUUAAUAAUUUCGUUUGAAUUUUCCAAUGGAAGGGGCUUACAAAGAUAAAUAUUCAUUUAUUGGCGAAUGGUAUGAUAACCAGGCAAGUCUUAUACGCCGGUUCAACGUGUUUUAUUAUCCUACCGAUGAUACUAUUGAAAUGUAUGACUUAAAAAAUAGAAAGACUUUUGUACGAAGAGUAAAAAUAAAUGGAAUUACUUUGGAGAAUUUCUAUAUUGGCUGUACACUGUACAUUUUGGGUCGUUUAAUUAAGAUUGUGGAUUUUGCAUGCGAAGACACUAAAAAGAAGUUGCAAAAGGAUAUGCAAGUUACAUUUGCUAUGAUCAAACCAGUACCAACAAAUGUAGCUGGUAAAAUAUUGACACAUUUCUAUGAUCAUGGAUUGCGAGUAACAAAAAUGAAGAAAACAAGAUUGACAGCUGAUGAUAUCAAUAUAAUUUACUCCACUCAAGUCACUGAUUCAACAUUUCCGUUUUUGUUAGAUUUUCUUACAGGACAAUUAGUUUAUGGGUUAGAGCUAGUUGGAAAGGAUGCAGUAACAGUUUGUAUCAAUAUUUUUGGAGAUAAUGAUCCAAUGAAAGCUGCUCCAGGCACUAUAAGAGCGCUGUAUGGAACAGAUCCUGUAAGAAAUUGUAUACAUGUUUCAUCUAAUCCUGAAACUGCAAUAAAGGACAUUGAAUAUUUUUUUCCACCUCCACCCUUACGCUCUGUGCGGCUACGAUUGACAGCAACAUUGUCCAAUUGUACAUUGUGUAUAGUAAAACCACAUGCAAUUCGUGAAGGGAAGCUGGGAAUCGCUUUGGAAAUUAUAGAUGAAGCUGGAUUUGAUAUUACAGCACUUAAUAUGUUUAUUGUUGAGAAUAUAAAUGCUGCAGAGUUCUAUGAGGUGUAUAAAGGAAUUGUACCUGAAUACAAGGGCAUGGUUGAGGAGUUAUCUAGUGGACCGUGUGUCGCAAUGGAGAUAGUUGCUAAAGAUAAAAGUGUUAACACUGCUGUUGAAUUUAGAAAACUAGUCGGCCCUUCGGAUCCAGAAAUAGCGAGAUUAUUGAGGCCACAUACAUUAAGAGCAAAGCUAGGAAAAACUAAAGUUCAAAAUGCAAUACAUUGCAGCGAUUUAGCCGAAGAUGGGUUACUUGAAGUUGAGUAUUUUUUCAAAAUAUUGGACUUGUAAAGUCGAUUUUAAAUAACAAGACUGAUUAUUAUCUUAUUAUUUUUGUAUUUUUAAAUUUUGAGCUGUGAUCGUGGUUCUGAAUAAUGAGGAUAUAAUAAUAAUAUAAUUAUAAA
This is a messenger RNA of Galleria mellonella (greater wax moth), 1475 nucleotides long. It is a transcript of the gene nmdyn-D7, whose product is annotated as nucleoside diphosphate kinase 7-like. The coding region runs from base 217 to 1362 and encodes 381 amino acids. Gene Ontology annotation, cellular component: centrosome. The transcript has 7 exons. Gene Ontology annotation, biological process: GTP biosynthetic process; CTP biosynthetic process; UTP biosynthetic process. Gene Ontology annotation, molecular function: nucleoside diphosphate kinase activity. The record is from RefSeq and is a predicted model, not a curated record. Lineage: Eukaryota; Metazoa; Arthropoda; Insecta; Lepidoptera; Pyralidae.